Molecule: messenger RNA, 717 nt
Organism: Aphanomyces astaci
Lineage: Eukaryota; Oomycota; Saprolegniomycetes; Saprolegniales; Verrucalvaceae
Exons: 3
Coding region: 1-717 (238 amino acids)
Source: RefSeq, a predicted model, not a curated record
AUGCGAUAUGGUUCUGACCCCACGUCUCACUUGGAGGCGCCCCCGUACUUGGCAUCGAGACUGCACGUGGAAGUGCUCAACGGAACCCUUCCCAAGGCCAUCCAAGGCCUACAUCGAUGGGAAAUGGCCCAUACGGAAGCCCGCCAGUUGCGCUGUCACAUGCACGACGUGACCAACGGGGCCGUGUACAUUGAAAGCAUGCUGCGCAAUACAGACUGGAGCUCGUGCGCAAGUUGCUGGGGCACGGCGUUCGACGCACCCUAUCGAAACGAGUUGCACAAGUCCGUUUCUGGUCUGGCAUGGCUUGCCACAGUUCAGUCGGAAGCGUGGCUGACGGUGCCAGACGAAGCGCGUCCCAAGUCUAUGGGACUGCACAGCACGUAUGCGAUUGAAAACGCCCUCUGGUGUCGGUACACGAUGAGACUGAGUCACUCGAACGGAUCGUUUCGGUUUCGCGACCAAACCACUUUCAAAAUGUCCUGGGGCGUCGCCAACGAUUUGCUUCAAGUGACACCAAACGCCACCACGUCCGUCGCGGGGCGGAGCUUGAUUCGAAGUAGCCACGUCAUUGACUUUGCCAACAUUUCGUUUCGUGGUAUGUUGAUACAAGCUGAUGCGAUUGCGAUCCCCUUGCACGAAUCGUUUUGGCUUGCCGAAUCGACGAUCGGGCCCUUUGGAUCGACCGAUUUGCAAUGUACCGUGCUCUGCGUCUUGUGA